Molecule: messenger RNA, 882 nt
Organism: Cotesia congregata
Lineage: Eukaryota; Metazoa; Arthropoda; Insecta; Hymenoptera; Braconidae
Source: the annotation of a GenBank genome assembly
AUGUCGGCUACGGAGCAGCCGUUAUUAGCGCUUUUACAAUGGGUUGGCGGAGACUAUGAUCAAACAUACACCGCUGGUGUCCCUGUUGAUUGGAUUAUUGAUUUUAAUCCUGAAACUUUUGACCCGGAAAAUGAAGAUCAGGACAUUUCGUAUUUGGUUGAGUGGCGAGAAAUGAAGAAAAAUAAAAAACCGAAAAAAGGAUGGGAAGUGUAUGAUGCACGUGUCAUCAAAAUUUCUCGAAGUUUGAAAUCUCUGGACGACGAAAUUAAAAUUCUUGAUGGCUUUGUUUCACCAUUCCGUCCUAUACAAGCUCUUGAAAGGAUUCAGAAGAACUUAAAAAAUCCCACUAAAAGAAAUCUGGAAGGUGAAUUCGGGAGCAGCACCAAAGGGCAACAUGACUAUUUAGAACAACCAGGAAUUUCCGGGAUUCAGAAAAAGAAAAAAAAGAGAUCCAACAAUCAAAACCAGUCGGUCACUGAAGUCGACAAUGAUGGCAAAAUUGGUGAUAAUGGACAAUCGUCAGAAGUACCACCAGAGAUCGAGCCAAUUGAAAUUGGUCAUGAAGGUUCCAAUGUCUUCGUGCGACGUGAACAGUGGGAUACAGCAAAUAGUCGAGACACUUUCCAGAGCAUGGGCGUAUCUUUAGUGAGGGCAUUAUUUGAUGACGAAACUCUGCUCCGGAGUAAUUACAAAGGAGGAAAGAGCAAAAUUAACAAAAAUGCACCUCAACGCCCAGGUUUAGAUCCCAAUAUUAUGACUUCGAUCAAAGAAGCUGUAAAACGCAAAUUCCCUGUGAAGUUUAAGCAGUUUGUGUUCGGUAUGGCUAUCAACAAUAUGAUGACAGAAUUCCGGAGGAAAAAUGAAGUUGCUGAUGACAUGGAG